ACAAAAUAUUGUAGGCUUAUGGUCGGCUGAUGAGAAGAAUGUGCACAAGCAGCGCAUCAACGGCCGUUGCGCUUCUUGUGCGUGGAAUCGUGACGGAACUCUGUUUGCUAUCGGCACGUAUGACGGUUUCGUGUACAUAAAGAAUAUUGGCAGUUUUCAAAAGGACGAAUACGUGGCAAAAAUCGAACGGCCUGGCGGCGAGCCGGUGCUGGUAGUGGCUGAUUGGAACCGUCGGGUUGGAUUCUACGAUCCCGAAGGGAACACAGUUAAACGCGAUGACAUGUUGCUCAACUAUGACCCGACUUGCGUCGAAUUUAUCCCUAGUGGACGAUUCCUUCUCCUUGGUGGAUCUGGACGGCAGGUCACUCUACAUACUGGACUCGGCACCGAGAUUGGUGUCGUGGCGCAGAUGGAUACGUGGGUGUGGUGUGUACGGGUGCGUCCCGUUUCGAAUCCCAGUACGGUAGUGGUCGGUUGUGUGGACGGUACUAUAGCUUGCUACAAUCUGAUGUUUAGUACAAUACAUGGCUUAUAUAAGGACAGAUACGCUUUCAGAGACAACAUGACCGACGUGGUCGUGCAGGAUCUCGUCCACCACACGAUGACUCGCAUUCGAUGUCACGAUCUCGUCAGAAAGGUCGCCAUCUACGGUCAUAAACUUGCAGUGCAACUCUCAGAUCGGCUUCAUAUCUAUCGACAAAUCAAAGGCGAUGGCGAAAACAAACAACUUGAGUACACUCUCAGUGAACGAAUCAAUAAGGCAUUUGACUGCUCGUUACUGUGCUACGACCACAAGGGCCUCAAGCAGCGAGAAUGGCAAUUGGACUCCGCCAUACGAUACAUCAAAGUGAUCGGCGGUCCGGCAGGCCGAGAGACGAUCCUCUUAGGAUUACGCGAGGGCCAGGAAUCCAGUUGCAAUAGUGUUGCGUUCAACAGCGAUAAUGAGGAAAUCAUUUGCUAUUCGGGUAGUUCCAAGUUGACCAUCCGAGCACGAGGAUAUCCCGGACACCAGCAGAGAAUGUUUGGGUUCGUCGUAGGAUUCUCAGGAAACAAAGUGUACUGUUUGCAUAUCUAUGCAAUGCAGGCUCUAGAAGUUCCGUUUUCCAAUCAACUCUAUCAAUACAUCGAAAACAAGGAGUAUCAAAAAGCAUACGAUUUGGCUUGUCUGGGAGUGACAACGGAAGACUGGCAGAUUCUGGGUAUGGCAGCUAUCUCCGAUUUCAAUUGUGAAAUCGCUCUCAAGGCUUUCGCCCGAUACAAAGACCAUCGCAGCAUACAACUCGUCCAUGAAAUCAAGGCAAUGAUGGCGGCUAACGAGCCGGAAUAUAUUCUGCGAGCCCAUGUGCUCUGCUACGAGGGCAAGUUCCACGAGGCGGCCGCGCUCUACCGGGCCAAUGACGAUGAGAAUCGCGCCAUGCAGUUGUUCACCGACCUACGAAUGUUCGACGAUGCACAGGAAGUGAUGGCGGCCGCCUCUGGUGAGACCCAGCGAAUGCUCAUGCGGAAACGUGCUGACUGGGCAAAGAACUCAAACCAGCCGAAAGUCGCCGCCGAAAUGCUCAUUUCCAGCGGAGAUCUCGAUAAAGCUGUACAGUUGAUUGCUGAAAACGAUUGGAUGGAUUUGGCGAUAAACGUGAUAGGAAAGCUGGAUCACAGCGAUGUGAGCAGUCAGCGACGAUUGGCCGCGUACUUUGUUCGGAAGUUCGAAUUCAGCCUGGCGGCUAGGAUCUACGGCAAAAUCAACGACAUCAGGGCCCUAAUCGAGAUGUACGUCGCGGCCGGGCACUGGACUGACGCUUUUGCAAUUGCCGAUCGGUACCCGAAUUUUGUCGAAGACGUCUAUCUUCCAUAUGCCAGAUAUCUUGCCGAGCGCGACCAAUUUGAGGAAGCUCAGAAAGCAUUCCAUAAAGCUGGGCAUGAUCAGGAAGCUUUAUGGGUUCUCGAGCAGCUUACUAGUAACGCCGUCAAUGAGAAUCGUUUCGCGGAUGCUGGGUGA
Messenger RNA from Angiostrongylus costaricensis, 1996 nucleotides. The record is from the annotation of a GenBank genome assembly. Lineage: Eukaryota; Metazoa; Nematoda; Chromadorea; Rhabditida; Metastrongylidae.